Messenger RNA from Formica exsecta, 2654 nucleotides. It is a transcript of the gene Paip1, whose product is annotated as polyadenylate-binding protein-interacting protein 1. NCBI's taxonomy places the organism in Eukaryota, Metazoa, Arthropoda, Insecta, Hymenoptera, Formicidae. The transcript is spliced from 9 exons. The record is from RefSeq and is a predicted model, not a curated record. Gene Ontology annotation, biological process: regulation of translational initiation. The coding region runs from base 713 to 2281 and encodes 522 amino acids. Gene Ontology annotation, molecular function: RNA binding; protein binding; translation activator activity.
CGUGGGCAAUUUUUACAAUUUAAUUUAUUGUAAACUUGUGCAACACUUUUAACAAGCUAUUCGUUUAUGUUAGUAAUGAUCAGAGAGUAGAGUACUCGUGUCGCACACACACACACUCACACACAUAUAUAUAUAUAUACAUUCGCUUUAUACACAAUACACACUCGUGGACGGAAAGAUCAUGGGGUUUAAAAAAAACAAAGAAAAGAAAAAAAGAUCCAUUCUUUUCAUAACUGCUAGCGUUGUGUGUAAUUCACACUACAUUCGCCGUACGAUAUUCUGAUAUCCAAUAUCCAAUAGAAAAUGUGGAUUUCAACUAACAAUUUUUUCGUCUCUAAAAAAUAAACUCUCCUAUUGGAUAUCCGGACAUUGUACAUCGAACCAUCGAAUGCAAUGUGAAUUCUUCACUACCGACCAACGACCAACCAUCAACCAUCUUGGCAUAAUCGUUGUGUUGCGCUGGUUGCGCUGGUUGCGCUUUGCGUUGUGUGUGGCGCUGGAUAAAAUAAACGAGAACGGGAAAUAUAUAAUCGAACGGACUUGCAUACACAAAUACACAUUUACAAUGUCUAUAUGUAACAAGUACAAUCGGAGCUUUCUCAUUUUUAUUGGCGAAAGGCAACGGAAAUAAGCGUCAAACUGUCAAACACACUGCUGGCGAUAUACACGGGUGGUGAAAUCUCAAUCAUCAAAGCUUCCGUUUGUAAAGAGGAUGGACAAUUUCGAAGGAGAAAGCAGAAGGGAGACUAGUAGGGAUGAUGGAAGGCAAGGUGUUGGACGCGGACAUCGUGUCUGGGAUGGACUCCCGCAAAACAAUACGGCACUUAGGCGACCACAUUGCGCGUCAACUGGUAAUCAGCCCAGUGCAGAACCCAUCUCACCGAUAACUGCGGAGCAUAAUCUCAAAGAAAAAAAAUUCCGGCUUGUCCCAUUGUCACCGCAAGCGGCUGAGUUUGUCCCAAGAUCCUACAAGUUACCACAAACUUCUUUAUCGCAGCCUCCAGUAUCAGAAUCAAACGCAUUCCCUACUCGUCAACUUAUCCAUCAACAUACAAAGAGUUCUAUACAAGAUAGGCUCAGACGCGCUCGUGAAACACCACCGAAUGUAUGCGUACCUUCGUCGUAUCUAAGAAAGUCUGAUGAUCUAAUGGAUGACAAUGCCCUUGAAGAAGCUUUGCAACUACAGUGCAACAUAGAAGAUUCAGACAUGGGAAAUUACGAUAAAUAUACAGAUGAUCAAUGCACGUUGAAUGAGAAUAAGAAAAAGGAAGAGGAACAAAAUAAAGAGGAAGAAGCUUACAAUUUUCAAAUUUGUCAACGUCUGAAUGAUAUUAUCAAUAUUUUAAUUGUAAAUCCUGCAGAGUUCACCAACUUAAUUCCACCAUUUGUCAACAAACUUAGGUGGGACCGCAUGCGAUGCCUACAAGCGAUUGUAACGACUAUAAUUGAAUCGUCUAUAGCUGAAAGCAAUUUUCGAUAUAGUGGAGCCCGAUUCUGUAAAUAUCUCGAUAAUACUUUAGAAGACUGCAAAGAACUAUUUAUGUUCUCCAAAGAACUAUUCAGGGAUUUAUUAUAUUUCCAAUGUAGAUUGGAGACUCGAUUCGAAGAAGCCGAGUGGCAAAAGCAAAGCGAAGAAGAACGCGAUCAAAAAAAGUGCAAUGGAUUGAUAUUGUUUUUAGCAGAGUUGGUUGCCCAAAUGGAUGAAUCUUACGCUUUUACUUUAGGAGAACUCUUGGUAUGGUUUAUUACUAAGGUACUGCAGAGACCAGCAUCAAAUUCUGUCAAGUACAUAUGCCAAGCGCUUAAAUUGGCAGGUCAAAAAUUGGAAAAGGAUAAGAGUAUGAGUAAAGAUAUGGAAAAUAUGAUGCGGGCGCUGACAGAACUGGUAAAUAAUGGGCAAGUUGAUACACAUGUGGGAAAUAUGGUAAACAGCGUUCACGAAUUACGAAAGGAUUGGGGAAGAAGAGUAUCUAAUUGUGAUUUAUCUGGGACAAGCAACGCAUUGUCAAAUAAAGUACAUCAGCAAUCGGACCAACUAGGUGCAUCUAAUUAUAAUUCAUCUGGAACUAAUACUGCACCAUUAAGAGAAAUACAGCUGGAUCAACCAGUAAUGUAUGGUCCUGAUGGCGAAAUUCUAUCUGCAGAGGAAAGUAAAUUUCUCCAAGACAACGUCAAAUUGGAUUUCGAUCAGCAGCCAUCUGACGAAGAAUACGAGGAUGAUAAUUAUGAUGACGAAAUUGCGACCGCUUACGAAGAGUUUUUGAAAGAUAAAUCGAAAUAAAGUGCAAGAUAAAAUUGAUGUAAUCUCGGAGAUUAUAUUAUGACUUGGAUAUUUCGCUAUAGAUAUAUAAAUACUUGUUUAAAAAUAUUGCGAUUAAAAGAGAGAAAUUGGAUUCUACUACAAUGUGAACAUUAAAAAAGCCAAAUACAAAAAUAUCUGCAUUUUAAAGGUAGGAGCAGAGCAUUGCAUAUACACAAUCAUACAAAACACACCGAUCCAUACGAAAGAUAUGCGCUAAACGCGGAAUAAUUUUCAAUUCACAUUUAACACGUUUCAUCAUGUGUACAGAUAUGAUAGUAAUGUUCGCAUAGUGACAUACAUAUUUGCAUAUAUGUAGCAUACAGAGUAUAAUAAAAUAAAACAUCCGAAUAAA